Messenger RNA from Mixia osmundae IAM 14324, 984 nucleotides. RefSeq lists its product as uncharacterized. Gene Ontology annotation, biological process: DNA catabolic process. The transcript is spliced from 2 exons. The record is from RefSeq and is a predicted model, not a curated record. Gene Ontology annotation, molecular function: nucleic acid binding; endonuclease activity. Lineage: Eukaryota; Fungi; Basidiomycota; Mixiomycetes; Mixiales; Mixiaceae. Bases 1 to 984 code for a protein of 327 amino acids.
AUGAUGCUGGUCUUGGUCUUGCUCGGGCUCGCUCGCUUCACUGUCGCCUGGGGUGUCGUCGGACACGAAGCCGUUGCAACGAUCGCGCAGGUCUUCCUCACCGAAGAAGCACGUCAAGGCAUCCAAGCUAUCCUGCCGCCCAACGCUCAGGGUCACCUCGCUUUCUACGCAGCAUGGCCAGACAGAGUCAGAUUCGCCUACCCCUGGUCUUCCCAUUUGCAUUAUGCCGGACCCAACGCGACGGGAGAAGAUCCUCCGAUGGCAUGUCAUUACGACCAAGUUCAUUUCGUCAAUGAGGACAAUGUCAUGGCGGCCGUGCUCAACUACACUUCACGCCUUGCUGACACAAGCCUUCCAAUCUACGAACGCGACCUCGCACUGAGAUUUGCCACGCACUACUAUGGCGACUUGACCCAGCCUUUGCAUCUCAUUCACCGCGAACGUGGCGGCAAUGGGGAUCCCAUCCUCUUCGAGGGUCGUAGGAUGAGCAUGCACGGCUUGUGGGACUCUGUCCUCAUUGCGCGCCUCAUCAGAACAAUGCGCGGGUACGAGCGACCUUUGCCAUCAAAGCGAAUAGAAGACUCUUUGGGUCGCGACUCGAUCUACAAGCCCCUCGUCCGCAAAAUUAUCUGGCAAGGUAUCCUGAGAGAUUGGCGGAGUCUCUUGCCCGAUUGGAUCGCAUGUCCGACAAAUACGACUACGAGCGAUAGCGCGACGAUUUGCCCUUACCAUUGGGCGAAACAGACACACGAUCUGAACUGUCGCUAUGUCUAUCCUUCGCACUACGAGCAUACACAACCAUUGCGAGACAUUGCGACCAAAGACUAUCUCGGACCCAUCGAGCAUGAUGCCGUCAUAGAGAAACAGCUCGCCAAGGGCGGACUUCGGUUGGCUAAAGCACUCAACGACGCCUUCAGAGCUCCUGACGAUCACUUCAUUCGGGACGGACUCGCCAACGAAGCGCAACUGAUCAUGCAAACAUGA